This is a messenger RNA of Neurospora hispaniola, 2971 nucleotides long. RefSeq lists its product as uncharacterized. Bases 152 to 2722 code for a protein of 856 amino acids. Gene Ontology annotation, molecular function: RNA binding. NCBI's taxonomy places the organism in Eukaryota, Fungi, Ascomycota, Sordariomycetes, Sordariales, Sordariaceae. The transcript is spliced from 4 exons. The record is from RefSeq and is a predicted model, not a curated record.
ACCGAAACUGAGCACAGUUGAGCAGCCAACUUUCUAUCAUCGCAACCACCAUCCGUCACCUGCCAUAACAAUUAUUUAGGAGACUUGCUGUCGUUUCGUGUGCGCCUAGAGGUACCGCUACUGAUCUUAGCGACACGGCCAAGUGAAUUACAUGAUGGCGGACAUCAAACGCAUGAUGCCCAAGCCGUCGAGCAUGGCCCGAAAUGCCGUUUCCAAAAUGCUUGAAAAGGGCCGCCACAAUAUGGUGAACUCGUCGAUCCAGUCUGUUGAUUCCGAGGACCACGAGGGCCAUGGUGGCGUGUCACUGUUGGAUGACGACUCGCAAGAGGAUUUCCCUGUCCAGCCUGUCCAGUCUCCGAAUGCUGUUAUGGCUCAAGAUGUCGAUGUUACCCCCAAGGCAAGCGUUGUGCAAAGGAAGAACGGGAAUGCUUCCAGCACGAAUUUUCCCAAAGGUUUGCGAAGAAAGGAUAAGAAGCGUACUGGUGCGUUCGAUCAAAACGGCAGCAAUGGAAACCACGGACGCGAGCAGAACGGGUCUACCCCAAGCCACACCCAAAGCUGUCAACAAGGAACUUCUACUACCGCUGGAGUUGCCCCUCUUGACCAUCAAGCUUCGAUGGCCUACAUGGUUCAGUAUCCUCAAGCAACGCAAUCUUUUCAACAAGGUCAACCUAGCCCAGCCAUGAGCAAUGACAUAUCACCUAAUCCAACGAACGAGGUAAUGGCAGGAGGUCAACCUGUUUGGCCGUCAUCAAACAACCAUGGCAUCGAUAAUCAGCAGGCAGGCAUCAUUUACCAGCACAUGGGUAUCUCUCAACUCCAGACUGGUCAGGGCUUCGUGCCUAACGGGUCUGGCGGCCACCUCGGUAUCAGUUCACCCGCUGGUCAGACUGGAUAUGCGCCCAUGGGCCUCCCUUAUCCUCAACAUCAGAUGGCCCCAGUCACCGACCCCAAUGCAUUUGCGCAAUCGCCCAAUGCCCAGCCAGUCGUGGGUGUCACUCGCUUGGCGCCUGGCCAGCUCUACUACGCCUACGGCCCAAUGUUUGGAGGUCCAGGCUCCAAUAUGCAGCCUCAGGGCGGCCAGCAGACCGGCGAUGCUUCCAGGACUGAACACAACCAGACUGUAAAUGACCCGCAGACCGACCUGGGCCAGUCUCAAGCUACAAAGACCCCUUCGCACACGAAGGAGAUUUUUAAUCAAACCGAACCCCGAAAUUUUGCACCCCGCGCAGGUUCACUUCCCUCUCAACCCCCGCCUCCGUUCAUGAUUGAUACUGCUCAUGCCCCGAACACCCACGGUACUCAAGCCGGUAUCGUCACCGGCUCCGGGAUUGAUCCGUUCUCUCCGGCGGGCAACGAUGAGCGUGCUAUUGUCAGAGUUCCUAACCGCCAUUCAGGGUAUGAAACCCCGAACGAGAACUAUGCGGUCAUGCCACAUAUGCCCCUUUCUGGCCCUCCCCCUUCAGAAGUGCGAGCUGUACGCUCAGAGCAGCUGAACAGGCUCACCGUCCUUGGUCCGUAUGGUCUCCCUACCGCAGAGGUAGCUUUGCAUCCUGACAACUUUCCUUUCAUUGAGAGCUGUUCGCAAGCUUCAGCUUCGGAUGCCGGAGUUGUUAAGAUUACCAAUCUUCCUUAUACGACCACUCAUCAAGAGAUCAAGGCACUCCUUGGUCGGAACGCCAAACUACUGACUGAAGAAUCCGUGCACGUCAUCAUGGAGCGAAUCAAUGGCAAGACACAGGAUGCAUACAUUGAGUUUUGCACUCAAGAUGAUGCUAUCAGAGCUGUCCAACGCUUGAACCAAGCUGCUGAACGGACAAACCGUCCUUCUCGUAUUGCUGAUCGCCCCGUUGAUGUGGAGUUGUCGGGCCAGGCCAGUAUGAUGAAGGACCUCUUUCCUUUGGCUUCCGGCGUGACCUGGAGAGGCGCAGAACCGAUAAUCGAAUCUCCAGUUGAGGCAAAGCCCUGGAAGACCUUUAAAGGCUUUAUUAUGAUCGAGGAGAUGGCUAUGCUGGUCAAGCUUGUUGAGAUGCCACAGCGUGCUCAGUAUACAAAAAGCUGCCCCCAGCGUCCUUACGAGUGCAUGAUCUCUACGAUCAGGAAGCUGCCCUGGCAAAAGUCAGAUUGCAUCACGAUUCACCAACGCUGGGCCGUAUACAAUGCCACGAUUCGUCUCAUCGAGCUGCUUCGCAACACCACCCAGCGCCGCGACCAUGAUAGCCACAUCGCUCUCAAUCAACUUCUUCUCAAGCGUCUGGUCAACACAGCCAUGCUAUGCCCUGGCUUCAGCGUCCUUCAAAAGGAUAACAUUGCCUUCACCGCUGGCAUGGGUGAAAUGAAGCAGCGAGAGUUCAACCAACCUAGGUUCCCCGAUCUCUGGACCCAUCAGCUGUCGGUUUGCCCGAAGCCAGGAGUCCCGUUGGAUGUUCUCGAGUGGUAUAUUGCCAUCAUCCGCGAGGAGACCACUCGCUUUGUCAAUCUCAAGCCUGUCAGUGAGAGAUCUGAGAUUCUGAGCAAGGCCACCAAGAUGAACAGCAACGGCUACUUUGGCUUUCUUUGGCACGAGAUCGGCUUCCCUGCUGGCGAUGAGUACGAUAACAUGACUCUAAAGCAGGCGAUGGAGAUGGAAUUGGCAGCUAUCGAGAAUUGCCUCAAACGGGCCCUUUGUUAUGGCUAUCAACACGCAGACAACGGCAGGGUCAAGAAGCUUAUGGCUGCUUAGGCUUUAGUGGUCAGGCCAAGGAGACAAUGACGAGGAGUAUUUAUUGGUACCAUCCCUGAUCAUUGUUCCGCAUCCUAUUUUCAGCCACAUUCAACAUUGAAAGGAUUGCAGCAUCAUCGACUUUACCACCUUUAUCAGUAAUGCCACCAUCAAUCAGAUAUUCAUACCAGGACGAAGUUACGCGGAAUAUCGGUGGACAUGAAGGGAAACCAUCAAUUGGGCUUCAUACUUGCACAUCUGCAUUGGGAU